AAACAAACCAGACAACAAAGAAAUAACAAAAAAAUGUAUCAAGAUUACAAGCAACUCCUUGUUGAAAAGCAGGACAAAAUAGUAGUGGUCAAAUUUAAUAAUCCCAAAAAGAAGAAUUGUGUCAAUCGCAUAGCCUAUGGCGAAAUUGCCAAAGUAUUACAAGAAGCAGGCAAUGAUGAUACUACGACAAUAGUGGUAUUUACCGGGGUGGGAGAUUUCUAUACGGCCGGCAAUGAUUUGUCUCAAUCUGGUGAUAUGGACGAUAUGGAUGCUUACAUACGCGAGUCUAAUGCAAUUUUCAAAACUAUGGUACAUUCCUUUAUUGAUUGCCCCAAGAUAAUAGUGUCCUUGGUUAAUGGUCCCUGCAUAGGUAUCGGUACUACUUUAGCGGGUAUUUCGGAUUUAGUAUGGUGCUCUGAGACUGCCUAUUUUUCUACACCAUUCGUUAAAUUGGGUAUAGUACCUGAAGCUGGCUCUUCCUAUUUAUUUCCUCAUCUGAUGGGCCGUUCUAAGGCCACUGAAGUUUUAUUAUUUGGCGAAAAGCUUUUGGCUCAAGAUGCCUAUAAUUUUAAUUUUGUUUCACGUAUUUAUAAAAGCUCCGAGGUAGAUACAGUGAUAUGGCCAAAAUUACGUGAAUUUGCUGAGUUGCCGCCACAAUCACUGCAAAUCUCUAAAAGAUUGGUGCGCAGCGAAGAGAAGAAGGCUUUGUUGCAUGCUAUCGAUGUGGAAUGUGAAGAAUUGUUAAAACGUUUUGGUAGUGAAGAGUUUAUGAACGCUUUAAUACAAUUCACAAUGAGAAAGUCUAAAUUGUAAAUUCAAUACUAGUGUGUUAUUUACUGUAAAGUUUUGAUCACAAGUUCAAAUAAUACUAUGUUAUUAUAUGAAUGAAUAAAAAUAGCUUCCAAAGAAGUAUAAAAUAACUAGGUAGUUCUACAAAAA
Calliphora vicina (urban bluebottle blowfly) is the source of this 939-nucleotide messenger RNA. RefSeq names its product Dodecenoyl-CoA delta-isomerase (gene Dci). The record is from RefSeq and is a predicted model, not a curated record. Lineage: Eukaryota; Metazoa; Arthropoda; Insecta; Diptera; Calliphoridae. The transcript has 2 exons. The coding region runs from base 34 to 813 and encodes 259 amino acids.